Messenger RNA from Penicillium argentinense, 429 nucleotides. RefSeq names its product mRNA splicing protein SMD1. Lineage: Eukaryota; Fungi; Ascomycota; Eurotiomycetes; Eurotiales; Aspergillaceae. Bases 1 to 429 code for a protein of 142 amino acids. The record is from RefSeq and is a predicted model, not a curated record. Gene Ontology annotation, molecular function: RNA binding. The transcript has 3 exons. Gene Ontology annotation, biological process: RNA processing; spliceosomal snRNP assembly. Gene Ontology annotation, cellular component: U12-type spliceosomal complex; catalytic step 2 spliceosome; U2 snRNP.
AUGAAGCUCGUCCGACGCACGCUCGAAUCUCCCCACGUCUCCCCGUCGCGGCAGUCCGCUGAACCCAUCCCUAGUUUUUUGCAGAAGUGCCAGAAUGAACAGGUGACGUUCGAGCUCAAGAAUGGCUCGAUCGUUCACGGUACGAUCAUUUCCGUCUCUCCGGCUAUGAACGCCCAGCUUCACCAAGUGAAGGUCACCCCUAAGAAAUCCGAGGCGACCACCUCGCUCGAAACCCUCAGCGUUCGCGGCGCCAGCAUCCGCUACUGCAUCCUCCCCGAUAACCUGCCCCUCGAGACGCUCCUCGUUGACGACUCGGUCAAGGCCAAGCAGAAGGCACGCAAGGAGCACGACCGUGGUCGUGGCCGCGGCCGCGGCCGUGGCGGUCCCCGGGGCCGUGGUCGCGGCCGUGGUGGUCACCGUGGCUUCUAA